Molecule: messenger RNA, 2698 nt
Organism: Hypoxylon trugodes
Lineage: Eukaryota; Fungi; Ascomycota; Sordariomycetes; Xylariales; Hypoxylaceae
Exons: 1
Coding region: 283-2673 (796 amino acids)
Biological process (GO): intra-Golgi vesicle-mediated transport
Cellular component (GO): Golgi apparatus; COG complex
Source: RefSeq, a predicted model, not a curated record
ACCUAUGCCAAUACGUCCUAUAGUGGGUGAGAGCUCCAUAUUUAUCCGCGCCAGCGCAAGGGGAAAAAACGGGUACCUAAAGCCCCCACGUAAACUUAAAUCUUCUCCUAACAUCAAAUUGGCAGCGACGACAUAGAAAUGCCAUAACCAUAAUUCAUCCAACUUCCCCUAUUCAAUCCGCCUUCCUGCCUUCAUCGCACUCUCUUUCUCUCUUUCUAUAUAUCCCCUUUCUUAGACUUACAAACAUCUAAUAGACGAACCCAAGGAUUAACAACAAGCAAAAUGGCGGCCCCAGACACAUCCACAUUCACCAGCUCAUCCCAAGUCUUCGCCUCCCUCACACUCCCGCAAGUGCGCGCUGCACAUAAAAGCCUACACACGCAAAUCGAUGAGAAAGCCGCCCGUCUGCGCACACAGGUCGGGAGUAGCUACCGCGAGCUACUCGGCACGGCUGAUGCUAUCGUGCGUAUGCGCGACGACAUGUUGGCCGCCCAGGACCGGUUAGCUGCUAUGGGCGCGGCUUGUGGGCGUGGUGUUAUCGGCUCUAAAGUCACGGGUUUGAGCCAGUUUCGUGGGAAUGAUGAGGCGGAGGCGCGUGCGGGACGCGCGGCUAGGGUGAAGUUGUUGGGUGCGUGUGGAUUGGCGGUGGGGAGGUUAUUGAAGAGUGCUAGUUCUAGUACGGGGGCGGAAAGUAGGGGAGAUAGAUUGGUACUUGCGGCGAAGGUCCUGGUACUGAAAAGACUGCUGGUUUCGAGUUUUGGUGCCGGUGAUAAUGUCAAUGAGGAUAUUCGCGCUGCGGUUGAAGGCGCGAAGAAGACAUUGGGUAGUCUACGCAGGAGAUUACUCAGAGCCGUUGAGAAAGUGCUAGAUAAGAUGAGCGAUGGCGUGGACCGAGGUGAUAUUCUGAAAGCCUUGACCGCGUAUAGCCUGGCUUCUAGUUCUGGUGCGAAAGAUGUUUUACGCCAUUUCCUGAGCGUUAGGGCCGAAGCUAUGGUUUACGAAUUCGAUAUCGAAGAGCAUGAGAAAGAAAGGGACGUUAGCAAUGUCCUGAAAGGCCUCGAUUUAUAUACGAGAACUCUUUUGGACGUACAGGCCAUAGUUCCUAGCAAGCUCUCGGAUGCGUUACUUCGACUAAAGAAACAGCACUUGUUGGCGGACGAGUCACUUCGGGCAUUGGAGGGCCUCCGGCUGGAUAUUUUCGAAAAAUGGUGUGGAGACGAGAUUCAAUAUUUCACGCCUUUCAUUCGGCACGAUGAUUUAGAUGGCAAACAAGCUAGAGAAAUGCUCACGAGUUGGGCUGAGAAGGGCGGUGAAAUUCUUCUCCAAGGUCUACGGAAGACCCUCGAACACGUUUCUGAAUUCAAGACUAUUGUGGAUCUACGGACAAGUGUUCUACAGCAUUGGAUUAAGGACGGUGGGAAGGCUAGAGGAUUUGACCCAUCCGUCUUAUUGAACGGGCUGCGCGAAGCCAUCGAUGAGCGUCUUCUAAAAAUUCUAGAAGCCAAGGUCUCCAAACUCAAGCUUGUCGGGUCUGAGGUGACUGCCACCCUUGAAGUGUGGAAACCUGGUACCAGCGAUCAACACCGCAGUUUGUGGGAUGAAGAAAUACUGGAUAUAGACGUCUCAGGCAGCGCACACAACGUCACUCACGAAGUCGUUUCCCGUUUGUAUGGAAGAAAUGACGCUGUGGCCCGAGUAGUCACAAGCUACGAGUCGUGGCACCGCCUCGUUGACAGCGUAGGCGACUUGAUCAAUCAACUCAGACGUCAGCGUUGGGAUGACGAUGUGGAGGAGAUUGAGGACGAGGAGGUCAUAGAAGCUAGGCAAACGUUGCUAAGCAAGCAUGACCCCGAAUUGCUACAAAAGGAACUCGAUAAAGCUAUUGCUGAAGCAUUCAAGGAUCUAAACGAGAAUUUGGCUGUCGCUUGGAAAUCCAAAUCAGAUUCUUCAGACAGUGGAGCCAUUUCCAUGUACCUUUUGCGAAUUCUCAGAGACAUUCGUAGCAAGCUGCCUAAGCUCGAGGGCAUCAAAUCUUUCGGUCUAGAGAACGUCCCAUCUCUACACGAGAAGCUGGCGGCUCAUGUGUCAAUCGCGCCACUCGAAGAAUUCGCUACGACGGCUUUGACAAAUAAACGAGUGGUUGGCCGACCCCUCUGGGAGGGAGAGCCGGUCUUACCAGCGCAGCCAUCCCCUGGCACAUUCAAGCUCCUACGCAACCUCAUCAUGUCCAUGGGAAAUGCUGGUUUAGACUUGUGGACUCCUAUUGCUGUGAAUGUUUUGAAACGAGAGUUUGGAAAACAACUCGUCGAAGUGUGGCAGCAGGAACUUAACUCCGAAGCUGCCGACGACAAGAAUACAGAUGAGGCGAGUGAGAACAAGCAGUCGGAACAGGAAGAUGGCGUCCCCACAGAAGCCGAGGAGGAUUCUAAAAGCGAGGAUGCUCCCCAAGAAAAACCCGAGAAGCAUAGAGACAUAUACAUUCAAUGGCUCUAUGACAUACACCUUCUCCAACAAUGUCUCGGAGCCGACGUAUAUUCUGAGGAGUCAUUUAAGGCAUUCGUAGAGGAAGUAUUUAAGAAGACUGGGUUAGAAAAUGGCGCCAAGGACAAACUGGCUAAAACAUCAGAAGAGUAUUGGAAGAGAACGAGCUUACUAUUUGGGCUGCUUGCAUAAUACCCAUAUAGAACAAAAUUGCACA